Molecule: messenger RNA, 5035 nt
Organism: Lampris incognitus (smalleye Pacific opah)
Lineage: Eukaryota; Metazoa; Chordata; Actinopteri; Lampriformes; Lampridae
Product: collagen alpha-1(I) chain-like
Exons: 49
Coding region: 118-4467 (1449 amino acids)
Molecular function (GO): extracellular matrix structural constituent; protein binding
Source: RefSeq, a predicted model, not a curated record
UCUGUGCAGGGGUCAGGAGGAGUGGACCCUACAUCCAGCCGUGUAUGAUUGGAGUGUAGCGGACAGAAACAACACAACUUUUCCCUUCUUGCCUCAAAGAGUCUACAUGUCUAUCUGAUGGACAUGUUCAGCUUUGUGGAUUUGCGCUUCUUGGUGCUGCUCAGCGCAGCGGUGCUACUGGUCCGAGCGCAGGGCGAGGACGACCGUACUGGGGGCAGCUGUACUCUGGAUGGACAGGUGUUCGCUGACCGAGAUGUCUGGAAACCAGAGCCAUGCCAGAUCUGUGUGUGUGACAGCGGCACCGUCAUGUGCGAUGAAGUGAUCUGUGAAGACACCUCCGACUGCCCCAACCCCGUCAUCCCCCACGACGAGUGCUGCCCCAUCUGCCCGGACGACGGCUUCCAGGAGCCUCAGGUUGAGGGACCCAAAGGAGACCGUGGCGCUAAAGGAGACAGGGGUCUUCCUGGUCCUCCCGGUAACGAUGGCAUCCCUGGACAGCCCGGUCUUCCCGGACCCCCCGGACCCCCCGGACCUCCUGGCCUUGGUGGAAACUUCUCCCCUCAGAUGUCCGGCGGAUUCGAUGAGAAGUCACCUGCCAUGUCUGUUCCUGGACCAAUGGGCCCCAUGGGACCCCGUGGACCCCCUGGAUCCCCUGGCGCUAGUGGACCUCAGGGAUUCACUGGUCCCCCUGGUGAGCCUGGUGAGGCUGGAGCUUCCGGUCCCAUGGGUCCUCGUGGUGCUGCUGGUGCCCCUGGCAAGAACGGAGAGGAUGGUGAGUCUGGUAAGCCCGGCCGUGCUGGUGAGCGUGGACCCCCUGGUCCCCAGGGAGCCCGUGGUUUCCCAGGUACCCCUGGUCUUCCCGGCAUCAAGGGACACAGAGGAUUCAGCGGUCUGGAUGGAGCUAAGGGAGAAACCGGCCCUGCUGGACCCAAGGGAGAGGGUGGAGCCUCUGGUGAGAAUGGAACCCCCGGCGCAAUGGGCCCUCGUGGUCUGCCUGGUGAGAGAGGUCGCGCUGGUCCCCCUGGAGCUGCUGGAGCUCGUGGUAACGACGGUGCUGCUGGUGCUGCUGGACCUCCUGGCCCCACCGGUCCUGCUGGUCCUCCUGGAUUCCCCGGUGGCCCUGGAACCAAGGGAGAACUCGGUGCUCAGGGAGCUCGCGGUUCCGAGGGCCCCGCUGGAGCCCGCGGAGAACCCGGUAACCCCGGACCUGCUGGACCUGCUGGACCCGCUGGCAACAACGGAGCUGACGGUGCCGCCGGUGUUAAGGGUGCUCCUGGUGCUUCUGGUAUUGCUGGAGCUCCUGGUUUCCCCGGACCUCGCGGACCCCCUGGAGCCCAGGGAGCAGGUGGUGCCCCUGGACCCAAAGGAAAUACUGGUGAGAUCGGAGCCCCCGGAGCCAAGGGAGAGGCUGGCGCCAAGGGAGAGGCUGGAUCCCCAGGAGUGCAAGGACCCCCAGGACCCGCUGGUGAGGAGGGAAAGAGAGGACCCCGUGGAGAGCCCGGUGCUGGUGGAGCCCGUGGACCCCCCGGAGAACGUGGUGCACCUGGCGGUCGUGGUUUCCCUGGUGCUGAUGGUUCAGGUGGCCCUAAGGGUGCCCCUGGUGAGCGCGGAGGCCCUGGAGUUGUUGGACCCAAGGGAGCCACUGGUGAGCCUGGCCGCAACGGUGAGCCUGGUUUGCCCGGAUCUAAGGGAAUGACUGGCAGCCCUGGCAGCCCUGGACCUGACGGCAAGCUGGGAGCUACUGGACCCGCUGGACAAGAUGGCCGCCCCGGACCCCCUGGCUCUGUUGGCGCCAGAGGCCAACCCGGAGUCAUGGGAUUCCCCGGACCCAAGGGAGCCGCUGGUGAGGGUGGAAAGCCCGGUGAGAGAGGAGUGAUGGGACCCACUGGUGCCGUUGGUGCCCCUGGUAAGGACGGUGAUGUUGGUGCUCCUGGUGCCCCUGGACCUGCUGGCCCUUCUGGUGAGAGAGGAGAGCCCGGAGCUGCUGGACCUCCUGGAUUCCAGGGUCUGCCUGGACCUCAGGGAGCCAUUGGUGAGACUGGCAAGCCCGGAGAGCAGGGUCUGUCUGGUGAGGCUGGUGCUCCUGGACCCUCUGGUGCUAGAGGCGACAGAGGAUUCCCCGGUGAGCGUGGUGCUCCUGGUCCUGCCGGACCUGCCGGUGCCCGUGGUUCCCCCGGUUCUGCUGGUAACGAUGGUGCUAAGGGAGAUGCUGGUCUGCCUGGUGCUCCAGGAGCCCAGGGCCCCCCCGGACUCCAGGGCAUGCCAGGUGAGCGCGGUGCCGGCGGACUGCCAGGACUCAAGGGAGACAGAGGUGACCACGGAGUUAAGGGUGCUGAUGGUGCCCCUGGUAAGGAUGGUAUCCGUGGUAUGACUGGUCCUAUUGGACCCCCUGGACCUGCUGGAGCUCCUGGUGAUAAGGGAGAGCCUGGUGCUGCCGGACCUGUUGGACCUGCUGGAGCCCGUGGUGGACCUGGUGAGCGUGGUGAGGCCGGUCCUCCUGGACCUGCUGGAUUCGCCGGACCUCCUGGUGCUGAUGGUCAGCUUGGUGCUAAGGGAGAGGCUGGAGAUAAUGGUGCUAAGGGAGAUGCUGGACCCCCCGGACCUGCUGGACCCACUGGUGCCCCUGGACCUCAGGGUCCUGUUGGAAACACCGGCGCUAAGGGAGCCCGCGGCCCCGCUGGACCUCCUGGUGCUACUGGUUUCCCUGGUGCUGCUGGCAGAGUUGGACCUCCUGGCCCCUCUGGUAACCCUGGACCCCCUGGCCCUGCUGGACCCGCUGGAAAAGAGGGUCAGAAGGGAAAUCGUGGAGAGACUGGUCCCGCCGGUCGCCCCGGUGAGCUCGGAGCUGCUGGACCCCCAGGAGCCCCUGGAGAGAAGGGAAGCCCCGGAGCAGAGGGAGCUAAUGGACCCUCUGGUAUCCCUGGACCUCAGGGUAUUGCCGGACAGCGUGGUAUUGUUGGUUUGCCCGGACAGAGAGGAGAGAGAGGAUUCCCUGGCCUGCCCGGACCUUCUGGAGAGCCUGGAAAGCAGGGACCUGGUGGACCCGGCGGUGAGCGUGGACCUCCUGGACCCAUGGGACCCCCUGGACUCGCUGGAGCCCCUGGUGAGGCUGGACGUGAGGGAACCCCCGGUAAUGAGGGUGCUGCUGGUCGUGACGGACCUGCUGGACCCAAAGGAGACCGUGGUGAGUCUGGUGCCGCUGGUGCUCCUGGUGCCCCCGGACCCCCUGGUGCCCCCGGACCUGUCGGACCUGCUGGAAAGACUGGUGACCGUGGAGAGACUGGUCCUGCUGGCGUUGCUGGUCCCGCUGGACCUUCUGGACCUCGUGGCCCUGCUGGCGCUGCUGGUGCUCGUGGAGACAAGGGUGAGACAGGAGAGGCUGGAGAGAGAGGCAUGAAGGGACACCGAGGAUUCACUGGCAUGCAGGGACCCCCCGGACCCUCUGGACCUUCUGGAGAGCAAGGACCCGCUGGUACUGCUGGACCUGCUGGACCCAGAGGUCCUGCUGGAGGUGCUGGUGCUGCUGGAAAGGACGGUAUGAGCGGUCUGCCCGGACCCACUGGACCUCCUGGACCUAGAGGACGCUCUGGAGAGAUGGGACCUGCUGGACCUCCUGGACCUCCCGGACCCCCUGGACCCCCAGGUGCCCCCGGUGGCGGAUUCGACAUUGGCUUCAUUUCCCAGCCCCAGGAGAAGGCCCCUGAUCCCUUCCGUCACUUCCGUGCUGAUGACGCCAACGUCAUGCGUGACCGUGACCUGGAGGUAGACAGCACCCUGAAGAGCCUCAGCCAGCAGAUCGAGCAGAUCCGCAGCCCCGACGGAACCCGCAAGAACCCCGCCAGAACCUGCCGUGACCUCAAGAUGUGCCACCCUGACUGGAAGAGCGGCAUGUACUGGAUCGACCCUGACCAGGGCUGCACUCAGGAUGCCAUCCAGGUCUACUGCAACAUGGAGACCGGAGAGACAUGUGUGUCACCAACACAGAGCGAGGUGCCCAAGAAGAACUGGUACACCAGCAAGAACAUCAAGGAGAAGAAGCACGUCUGGUUCGGAGAGGCCAUGACCGACGGAUUCCAGUUCGAGUAUGGCAGCGAGGGCUCUCUGCCUGAAGAUGUGAACAUCCAGAUGACAUUCCUGCGCCUGAUGUCCACCGAGGCGUCUCAGAACGUCACCUACCACUGCAAGAACAGCGUGGCGUACAUGGACGCCUCCGCUGGCAACCUGAAGAAAGCCCUGCUCCUCCAGGGCUCCAAUGAGAUCGAGAUCCGCGCUGAGGGCAACAGCCGCUUCACUUACAGCGUCCUGGAGGACGGAUGCACGUCACACACUGGCGCAUGGGGUAAGACAAUCAUCGACUACAAGACAACGAAAACGUCCCGCCUGCCCAUCAUUGACAUCGCUCCUAUGGACGUCGGUGCUCCAGACCAAGAGUUUGGCCUUGAAAUUGGACCCGUCUGCUUCUUGUAAAAAGAGAAAUCUGGACUUAAAAUUGUUGUUGUGUGUGUGUUUUAUGUUUUCUAACAGUCAUCUCUCUCUAAAAAAAAACCCCAACAAAACGUUUUUUUAAAGCCUUUUUUUUUUUUGAAAACUGGCCCCUCGCUCCUGUUUCUAGAAGUUUCCUUUGGGCCGUUGUUUUGAUUGGUCCACUUCUCCUAAAGCCUGCACUUCCACAAGAUGGCGCUGAUGUGGCCAUGUCCGCAUCGCUGUUUGGGACCACUACUUCUUUUGUUUCUGUUUUUUUUUUUUUUUUUUUUUUUACGUCCACCAACACCAAGGAUACUUCGGAGAAGACAUUUUUUCCCACCGGGGUCAAGAAAAUAAUAUAUGCUUGUGUAAAGUGUAAAAAAUUCACAUCCAACCUCCAUCCCCCCAAAGCUACCCUCUCUGGAGUUUACAGAAAAACUUUGAUUUAGUUUUUUAUUUUGUUUUGUUUUUCACGGCUGUGGUGAGAGGGGAUUUAAAGGACAAUCACAGCAGACACCCCCAUGUGCUUUGUACAACGUUUCAGGUGUUGAUGAAUAAACGGUCAAACUGA